AUGGAUAGCAAGACAAUUGCAGCCCUCUGCCUCCUCCUCUUCUCCAACCUGUGCUGUGCUUCCAUCCCAUGGCCUGAGGAACCAAAGCCCAGAAUCUACCACAAAUUCCCCCGGAAGACGCCUCCGGCAAACCCGUUUUGCCCACGCGACACGGUCAAGCUUGGUGUCUGCUGGGACUUGCUCGGAAAUACGGAAAGGUUGCUCAUAGGUCAGCCACUUGGGAGCAAGUGUUGUGCUCUUAUUGAAGGCCUAACUGAUGUUGAAGCUGCUGCUUGCCUUUGCACUACAAUUAAGGAGAAUCUGUUAGGUGUCAAUAUCAAGUGGUCUGUGGCUCUCAGCUUGUUAGUUAGCCCCUGCAAGAAGGAGAUCCCAGAUGGCUUCAAGUGUGUUUAG
Phoenix dactylifera (date palm) is the source of this 393-nucleotide messenger RNA. The record is from RefSeq and is a predicted model, not a curated record. NCBI's taxonomy places the organism in Eukaryota, Viridiplantae, Streptophyta, Magnoliopsida, Arecales, Arecaceae.